Trypanosoma cruzi is the source of this 1365-nucleotide messenger RNA. RefSeq lists its product as uncharacterized. NCBI's taxonomy places the organism in Eukaryota, Euglenozoa, Kinetoplastea, Trypanosomatida, Trypanosomatidae. The coding region runs from base 1 to 1365 and encodes 454 amino acids. The transcript has a single exon. The record is from RefSeq and is a predicted model, not a curated record.
AUGCAGAUUCCGGAGGGCUGCCGCGGCCGAAGUCCCCCCUCACCUUCGAGUUCCGCGUCCCUGCAGACGGAGCCGGCAUCCAUGAGGCUUGUUCCUGCGCAGGUGGUCGAGCUGAUUUCUGAGGCACGGGAGAAGGGUGGCUUCGCUGGGGCGUUGCGGUACUGUGACUUGGGGCCGCUGCUGCAGCGGCUUGGCUGUGCGUGGGACAUGGAGCGCCUGGACGACUGCUGGUACGACAUGGUGCGAGGCCGACCGACCUCUUUUGUCGAUGACUUGCCAUGGGCCGCGCAAUGCCUUUAUGAACACCUGCGCGGCGAUUCUGUCGUGAUUCCCAAACCGGCACCGCGCAGGCACUUGCAUGGGGGAAAAGACACUUUGACGCCGCAGCAACAUGAGACUGACGGGCUCGCCAGGGCGCCUUGUGAUUCCACGUCCGAGGCUCGCGAGACACAGCCCCCACAACCGCAAGAGUUGAAGCAACAUUCAGGUCAGGAGAAAGAAUCCCGGCCAGCACCAAAGGCUGCGAUUUCUUCAAGGCGGCCGCGGGAUCUUUCAGCGGGGAAGAGCCAUGCCGCCACACCGCGAAACGUGCGCUUUGCAUCGCCAACACUCUCAAGUUUGAGACGUUCCCGCUCCAAUUCAUUGCCGCAGCGGCGGAACAACGCGCUAGAGCGUUCACCCAAACGUGGGCGUUCCCUAUCACCCAAAACAACAACGGGAGGGGUUUUCCGCCGCCUUAUAGAGGAUGCGGAAAGGAGGCGCAAAAGAGCGUCGCCACCACCGACAUCUAAUUUAGAAACAAGAACAACAACCGGAGGAGAAGGAGGAGGGACCGUGGUAUUAACCAAAGCAAGUAUGAAACCAGAGGAUGGUGUGCCCUUGACGAAACCGAUUUCUCGACAUAUGUCAUUUACUGCUCAGAGCUGGAACAAACCGACGAAGUCAUACACGGCAAAGUUAGGCCCUGAACCGGCAUCUGUGGAUCGUCUGGAGGCCGCAGCACCCACUCCCCAUGUGGAGAGGCAAGAACCCACUGGACCUUCCGCAUAUGUGCCAACAGGUUACGUGGAGGCGGUGGCGCGUCUGCGGCGUUUUGCUGCAUCACGAAACCACUUUCAGUUUGUGGAUUCCUUGCGCUCGAAGACACCAGUUUCCGCUUCAACGGGAAUUUUAUUGGAACGAGCGCCCAUUUUGCGGUUGCCGGUUUCUGAUCCUAUUGAGGGUAACUCUGCUGUGGACGUGCGUCUUGCGACUCCCGCUCGUUCCCAUUGCCUUUUGGUGCCGCAGGAUGUGCCGUACGACGACCCAUCGCGGGUGCUUAUUCAAGACCUCCUCCGAGGAACUCGUGUGAGGCGCCGUGAAUAG